Molecule: messenger RNA, 1097 nt
Organism: Odocoileus virginianus texanus
Lineage: Eukaryota; Metazoa; Chordata; Mammalia; Artiodactyla; Cervidae
Gene: RNF125
Product: ring finger protein 125
Biological process (GO): protein polyubiquitination; ubiquitin-dependent protein catabolic process
Cellular component (GO): VCP-NPL4-UFD1 AAA ATPase complex
Molecular function (GO): ubiquitin protein ligase activity
Source: RefSeq, a predicted model, not a curated record
GGGAGGUUCACUCCGGCCGCGGCCGCACACUCGGCCUGCCGUAGAGCCAGGCUGGGCGCAGCGACCGAGGCUGCUCCCGGGCUGCGCGGGCUGGGCGCGCGGGGAGGCGGCGAUCGCAGUUGGGCCGGGACUUCCUUCCUCCACCGCAGGACAACAAAACAAGCCGGCCGCAGGCACCAAGCUCUUGGCGAUCGUUUGGGGCCGGAGGCGCAGGGAUGGGCUCCGUGCUGAGCAGCGAUAGCGGGAAAUCCGCGACCGCCUCGGCUACCCCACGGGCCCUGGAGCGCCGGGGGGACCCCGAGCUGCCCGUCACGUCCUUCGACUGUUCCGUGUGCCUGGAGGUGUUGCACCACCCCGUUCGGACCCGCUGUGGCCACGUAUUCUGCCGUUCUUGCAUCGCUACCAGUCUAAAGAACAAUAAAUGGACCUGUCCUUACUGCCGGGCUUAUCUUCCUUCCGAAGGAGUUCCAGCAGCUGAUGUCGCCAAGAGAAUGAAAUCCGAGUUCCGCAAUUGCACCGAAUGUGACACUCUGGUUUGCCUCAGUGAAAUGAGGGCACACAUAAGAACAUGCCAGAAGUACAUAGAUAAAUAUGGACCACUGCAAGAACUUGGAGAGACAACAACAAGGUGUGUAUGUCCUUUUUGUCAGAAGGAAUUGGAUGAAGACAGUUUGCUGGAUCAUUGCAUUACUCAUCACAGAUCAGAAAGGAGACCUGUGUUCUGUCCGCUUUGCCGUUUAGUACCUAAUGAGAAUCGAAGCAGCUUCAAUGGCAGCUUAAUAAGACAUCUGCAAGUCAGUCACACUUUGUUUUAUGAUGAUUUCUUAGAUUUCAAUAUAAUUGAGGAAGCUCUUAUUCAAAGGGUCUUAGACCGAUCACUUCUGGAAUACGUGAAUCACUCAAACACCACAUAACUGUAUUAAAAGAAAAGAGAAGGAGGCCGUACAAUUGCACCAUUUUUUUUUUUUUUUAAGAUGCUGCUUGAAAAAUUGUAGGGAAGCUGUCAAUGUCUGAUGGGCAGAAAAGUGUACAACACAUUCUAUGUUUGUCCAUGUUUAUUGUUGUAUUGCAUUUUAAAACUGCUUUCACUUUGAUGA